Erigeron canadensis is the source of this 1806-nucleotide messenger RNA. RefSeq names its product aldehyde oxidase GLOX-like. The record is from RefSeq and is a predicted model, not a curated record. NCBI's taxonomy places the organism in Eukaryota, Viridiplantae, Streptophyta, Magnoliopsida, Asterales, Asteraceae. Bases 1 to 1677 code for a protein of 558 amino acids. The transcript has a single exon.
AUGAUCAUUAGUUUCAUCCUUUUUUCGCUAGUAAUUUUCACUCCUAUAACUACUCAGCCCUUGAUGCAAGAAGAAAGAUCAAGCAUCGAUGGCAAAUGGGAGCUAUUACAUGAAAAUAUUGGAAUAUCUCCAAUGCAUAUGCAACUCCUACACAACGACAAAGUGGUCAUGUUCGAUAGGACCGAUUUUGGCCCUUCAAAUAUCUCUCUUCCGUUAAACCGUUGUCGAUAUGAUCCUUUUGAUUAUGUGCUCCAAAAGGAUUGCACUGCUCAUUCGAUCCUCUAUGAUAUACGAGCCAACACCUUUCGACCAUUAUCUAUACGAACUGAUACAUGGUGCUCGUCUGGUGCAGUUCUGGCCAACGGGACCUUGGUUCAGACUGGUGGGUACAAUAAUGGGGACCAUACGAUCCGAACUAUGGUACCAUGUGACAAUGAAACCUGUGACUGGGUUGAACUAUCGGGGUACCUUAUGGAACCCAGGUGGUUUUCAACCGAUCAGUUACUACCAGAUGGACGGAUUAUUAUCAUAGGUGGGAGACGGCAGUUUAGCUACGAGUUUUAUCCCUCAAGUUCUCCGACUUUCUUUACGACUUUCUUCAAUUCUUCUUCUUUCUUGAUGGAUUUCCUUAGAGAUACAACUGAUGGUAUAACCGAGAACAAUUUGUACCCGUUUGUGCACUUGUUACCUGAUGGAAACUUGUUUAUUUUCGUGAAUGUCCGCUCAGCGGUGAUUGAUUACAAGCAAAAUCAUGUGGUCAAGAACCUUCCACCUAUUCCGGGGAAUGAUCCUAGGAGUUAUCCAAACUCUGGGUCAUCAGUUUUGCUUCCUUUAGAUGAAAACAAGUCGGUUGAACCUGAAGUCAUGGUAUGUGGUGGUGCUCCACGCGGAGCCUACUCAAAUAUCAAACACACACGUACAUUUGAUAGAGCGGUUUCAACAUGCGGAAGGAUCAAAGUGGCAGAUGAAAAUCCCAACUGGGAGAUGGAGAACAUGCCCAUUGAAAGGGUGAUGGGCGAUAUGGUCAUUUUACCGAAUGGAGAUGUAAUUAUCAUCAAUGGAGCAGGUGCGGGUACAGCUGGAUGGGACAAUGCCCGUGACCCAGUGACCCGGCCCGUAAUAUACCACCCGAAUGGGUCUCCAAACACCCGAUUUUCAGUGAUGCAACCUACCUCCAGAGCUAGGCUUUACAACUCGGUCGCAAUCUUGGUGACCGAUGGACGGGUUUUAGUCGCAGGAAGCAACCCAAACCCAUCUUAUAACUUCACAGAUGUUCAAUUCCCUACAGACCUAAGCUUGGAAGCAUUUUUACCACCUUAUUUAGAUGCAGAAUACAAUCGGCUUAGGCCAGAUAUUGUGAGUUUGGAUGCUGAAGUAAUGGGAUACAAGAAACCAUUAAUGGUAACAUUUACAGUGAAGGAGUUUCUAAAGCUAGCUAGGGUUACAGUAAGGAUUAUAGCACCAUCAUUCACAACACAUUCUCUGGGAAUGAAUCAAAGAAUGGUAGUGUUAAAGGAAGUUAGGAACGCGACAUUUAUAAAGGAGUCGUUAGUUAAGAUAUAUACCAUCAUGGUGGUCGGGCCAUCAACAGCGGAGAUUGCACCAUCAGGAUACUACCUAUUGUAUCUGGUUCAUGGAGGUAUUCCUAGUCCUGGCAUGUGGGUUAUGGUUCAGUAACUAAGAUAAUAUGUCUUCACUCUUCACCUCAGCAGUGUCCUUGCAUAGUUACAUUUUCAUAUCAUAUUAACAAGAGUUUUUGUACAAUGACUGUCUUGAUCAUUUAACUUAAAACUUAAACACCCUCUC